Pogoniulus pusillus (Red-fronted tinkerbird) is the source of this 773-nucleotide messenger RNA. Its product is annotated as feather keratin 1-like. Gene Ontology annotation, cellular component: intermediate filament. The record is from RefSeq and is a predicted model, not a curated record. Gene Ontology annotation, molecular function: structural constituent of cytoskeleton. The transcript has 2 exons. NCBI's taxonomy places the organism in Eukaryota, Metazoa, Chordata, Aves, Piciformes, Lybiidae. The coding region runs from base 85 to 399 and encodes 104 amino acids.
AUAAAAGGGACUCCUUCUGCUCCCUCUCUCAUCCACUCCUCUGCCUGCGUCUCCUUGCAGCAAGGCUCAGCUCCAUCGCCAACCAUGUCCUGCUACAGCCCGUGCCAGCCCUGCCAGCCCUGCGGCCCAACCCCGCUGGCCAACAGCUGCACUGAGCCCUGCUGUGUGAGGUGCCAGGACUCCGUCGUUGCCAUCCAGCCCUCUGCUGUGGUGGUGACCCUGCCCGGACCCAUCCUCAGCUCCUUCCCACAGAACACCGCCGUGGGCAACGCCACCUCUGCUGCCGUUGGCAGCAUCCUCAGCAACCAGGGGGUGCCCAUCAGCUCCGGGGGCUUUGGCCUCUCUGGCCUCUCCAGCUUGGGCCGUGGCUCCUGCGGCAGGAGCUGCUUCCCCUGCUAGAGCUGCUGGCCCUGGCCCUGGGCAAGGCCCCCAGGCACCCACCAGAUGCUUCUGCCCUGGGCACGCAGCGUCCGCUUGCUACUUUCAGAGGGGCUGAGCACCCCCAGCACCCCUUGCCAAAGGACAGGGCCAGCCUGGGCUCUGGCACAGCACAGCCCAUGCCUGCCUCUGCCCUCUGCCUCUCUCUGAUGGCCCUCCCGUGGCCUCCUUCUCUCCUGCUCCCGAGGCCUGGCAGCACCACCAAGCCAGCCUAGGGAGGACCUGCUGACCCUGCUCCCUCCAUGGAUCAGGCACAUGGACUCCUGCUGGCAUGUCCACCACAGCCAUGGAACACAGAGUCCUUCCUGCUCCUGCUUUGUGACCUCCGCCCUUAU